AUGUCGUCAAAAUUGGACGAGCAGCCGCUCCUUAACGGCACGACCGUUUGUGUCACAGGCGUUCCAAAAGUGUACCGCGCGCUGCUGGCGGAGCUGAUCAGGCGCCUGGGGGGGCGGUACAGCGCCGACCUCACCCCGCACUGCACCCACCUCCUCGUCGCAAUAUCCCCCUCCCCGCCCUCCUACCCCCUACCCGGCCCUCCUCCUCCCUACCCGCCCUUCCCCUCCCCUCCUCCCCCCUACCCCCCCUCCUCCCCCCUACCCCCCCUCCUCUCCCCUACCCGCCCUCCCCUCCCCUAA
Closterium sp. NIES-65 is the source of this 300-nucleotide messenger RNA. Lineage: Eukaryota; Viridiplantae; Streptophyta; Zygnematophyceae; Desmidiales; Closteriaceae. The record is from the annotation of a GenBank genome assembly.